ACGGAUGUUUUCUCUCUCUAAAUAAAGGGAAAAAACAGUAAAAACAAUGCGAACAAUACUGGCUAACAGAUAUUGUAAACGCUUGGUUACAGUUAGACCUAUUGUACGAUGUUGGUCAAAGAUAAGCAGUGGACAGUCUAGAAUAUUAUCUAUUUUAUAUGGUUCUAGACGGUUUAUUGGGUCUAAAGAGGGGUUCAAUGGGUUAUGGGGGAAGGGUGUUGAUGAACGAUGGAAUUAUACCAAGAUUCAAUGGUAUUCGAUACCUCUUACGGUUGGUAUAGUGUAUGUAGUUUUUGUGCACUAUAGAAAUGUGAGGAAGAAGUAUAAGACAGAGGAUGUAUUAGAGGAGAAUGAUAGGAGGGUUUCAGAUGAUAUUCAUGUAUGUGGUUUUUGGCAGUUUUAUAUUUUAAGGUCACUUCCUUUGAAAGCGCUUUCUAGGAUAUGGGGAAAAUGUAGUGAAAUUACGCUUCCGAUUUGGAUGAGAGUUCCUGCAUUUAAAUUUUAUGCAUGGGUAUUUGGAUGUAAUCUUUAUGAGAUGGCAGAACAAGAUCUUAGAAAAGUUAAGAAUUUUUCGGAAUUUUUUUAUAGAGAAUUGAAGCCAGGAGUACGUGAAAUUGAUAAUGAUGCAUUGAUUGUUUCACCGGCAGAUGGAAAAGUGCUUCAUUUUGGGUUAGUUGAAGGACGAAGGAUUGAACAGGUUAAAGGAUUAUCGUAUUCUUUAGAUGCAUUGAUUGGUGAUUCUUCAACUUUAUCUAAUAAUGAGAUUGUCUUUGAUAAAAAUUUUGUUAAAGCUUUAGAAGAAGAAAUGCAUUUUUCAGGAACGAAUGGGAUUUCACAUUCACAUAUGCUUUAUAACGAAAAUGGGAAAAAAUAUGGAAUUCAUGUAAAUAUUGAUAAUGCUAAUAAAAUUGGAAAGGAUAUUAUACUUGGAUAUGACAUUAUGGAUAGGUUAAAAGAAGGGAAUAGUUUGUAUUUUGCUGUUAUAUAUCUUUCUCCUGGCGAUUAUCAUCGUUUUCAUUCUCCUACAAAUUGGGUUGUAGAAAAACGGCGUUAUUUUUCAGGGGAACUUUAUAGUGUUUCUCCAUAUUUUGCUAAAAGAAUAACCAAUCUUUUUAUUUUGAAUGAAAGAGUUGUACUUCUUGGACAGUAUCGCUAUGGAUUUAUGAGUAUGAUACCUGUCGGUGCUACAAAUGUUGGUAGUAUUCGUAUAGAUUUCGAUAAAGAUUUCAAAACCAAUGUUGUGGAAAAGAAUGCUCCAAAAGGAACUUAUACAGAAACAACAUAUUCUACAUUUUCGGAUUUCUUAAAAGGUUAUCCUUUACGAAUAGGUCAACAGAUGGGAGGAUUUAAUUUUGGCAGUACGAUUAUUUUGAUUUUUGAGGCUCCUCAAGAUUUUGAAUUUUUAGUUUCUGAAGGAAGUAGGAUUCUUAUGGGUCAAUGCUUAGGAAGAGUUAAUAAUAGUAAAGUUUAUUAAGUAUAUUUUGUAAAAAUUUUGGUUUUAUUAGUCUUAAAAAUAUGUU
Molecule: messenger RNA, 1520 nt
Organism: Pneumocystis carinii B80
Lineage: Eukaryota; Fungi; Ascomycota; Pneumocystomycetes; Pneumocystales; Pneumocystaceae
Product: phosphatidylserine decarboxylase
Exons: 4
Coding region: 47-1474 (475 amino acids)
Biological process (GO): phosphatidylethanolamine biosynthetic process
Cellular component (GO): mitochondrion
Molecular function (GO): phosphatidylserine decarboxylase activity
Source: RefSeq, a predicted model, not a curated record